Messenger RNA from Lachancea meyersii CBS 8951, 801 nucleotides. NCBI's taxonomy places the organism in Eukaryota, Fungi, Ascomycota, Saccharomycetes, Saccharomycetales, Saccharomycetaceae. The record is from the annotation of a GenBank genome assembly.
AUGAGUAGAAACGUCGACAAAGCGAACUCAGUGCUUGUGCGUUUCCAAGAGCUUGAAGCGGAAAAAUCCGGUGGCUACAAGGACUAUUCGAGGUUCAAACGACCAACAAGUAUCACAUCUAUCAAGGACUCUCAAGAAGCCCAACAAUGGCGUCGUCAAGUAAUACAAGAUAUCAAUUCCAAACUCACACGAAUGCAUGAUCCUUCUUUGAAUGAAAUACAGCUUAGAGAAUUAAAUGACGAACUGAACAACCUAUUUUCAGAAAAAAGCCGUUGGGAGCGUCAUAUCCGAAAUGCUUUGAAGGGCCCUGACUUUACUCGUGACAAAACUUUCAAGUUCACGGGGACUAUGUUGAAGGGUCGUCGAUAUUUUGGACGCGCGCUAGAACUGUCAGAGGUUCAAGAACUCGCUAAAGCUGACUCCGAACGUCGCACCAAACUCCAAAGCACCCGUCAACGCCAGCAUGCCCUACAGAGCAAAAUAAAAACCUGGGAAAAGACGCUUGGACCAGAUUACUAUGGAUUCUUGCCAAAUGAAGGUAAAAACUUUAAACUUCCUCUUAGCAUAAACCGUGAAACGGUCGUCGACUUGUUGACCUCAGACCCAGAAGAAGAAUCGGCACUUUCUCAAUACGAGGAAGAAUGGACGUUAAACUACAGAUCUGACCUAGGAGGCCAGGAUGUCAUUAAAAAGCCAGAAAUCACCAUACCGAGUUUCGAUUAUGUGCCGGAUCAGAAGGAAAUGGAGAGAUGGUUGGUGGAAAGGCGCAAAAUGCAAUUACAGAAGCAGUUAGGGCUGUAG